Messenger RNA from Coccidioides immitis RS, 1585 nucleotides. RefSeq lists its product as uncharacterized. The transcript has 2 exons. NCBI's taxonomy places the organism in Eukaryota, Fungi, Ascomycota, Eurotiomycetes, Onygenales, Onygenaceae. The coding region runs from base 71 to 1282 and encodes 403 amino acids. The record is from RefSeq and is a predicted model, not a curated record.
GCCGCAGUUAGCUGACAUUGGUUGCGAUCUCCAGCAAACUUAGAGUGCCGACGUUGCUCACAUUCAAAAAAUGAGUGGCUUUAAGGGGAUCAUAAAGGAUGGGUGGCAUCCGAAGGGAAGAGACGGCGGACGAGAGAGCUGGCGUGACGACUUCAAGGGGAUCAACCAAGUGGCCGGAUGGGUGGGAAAAGGAAAAGAUCCCAAUGCCAGCCAGAGAACGGAGCAUGUUGCACGCCCACUGUCGAGCCUGAAGGAUCCAUCGUCUUUUGCACCACCUCCGAAACGCAGCAACACUGGGAACGGGGCGUCAUACACCCCUCCUCCGGUUCCAUCCCGCCGGCAAGCUGAGCAGGAGACAUCGAUGAAACCUGCUCCUCCGCCAGUCCCUCAUCGCGCGUCCACCACAGGCCUCUCAACCAACCGCUUCCCGACGCCUCCCGUGCGGCAGGGAGGUGACGGCACAGCGACAAAAUCAAAACCGUAUCUACCACCACGGCUUCCUCCCCGAGAAGCGCUGCCCACCACUGCUUCCUCUCCACCUCCUCCACCCUACGAAGCCGUUCAAAGAGCGACAGAGCCGUAUCUGAGCCAAGGUGCCACGAGCCGUCUGGCAAAGGCUGGCGUCUCGGUUCCAGAAUUGGGCAUCCAGCGUCAAGGAAACAAUACUUCAAGCUCUCAGAGCCCAAAUUACGCUUCCACAGCGAUCAACGCCACAAAUGAAUUGCAGUCGCGAUUUUCGCGGUUGAACACCUCCUCUUCUUCCCCUGUUUCCUCUACUCCUGCCGCUACACACUCUCCCGUACAAGGCGUCACUCCCCAACAAUUCCAAACCGCAGCGACCGCAGCUUCACAUAUCGCAUCCCAGCCCGCCGUCCAGCAAACUAUUCGCAGUAACGUCUCCCCUGGACUGCAUCCGGCCCCCCCAGGACGCACAAACAGCUUCCGAGACCGACACGAAGACCAAAUACAGUCUGUGAAGGGCAAGCUUAACGGAUUAAACCAAAAAUAUGGGAUUACCAAGCGGAUCAACGAUUUUAUAGAAGACCAGAAGUCGCCAGCUUAUCCAGAUGCUCCUCCACCUCCGCCGGGGCAUCCCUCAAGUCAACCAGCUAUCCCAAAUCAUCCAUAUUCCUCGCCAAACACGUCAAGGCCCGAUCUGGAUGCAUUGAACAAGAGAAAGCCACCACCUCCGCCACCACCGAAGAAGGCAUCCAUGCAUUCAAAGCCGGUUAAUCAUUCCCCGUCCCCACCACCCCUCCCGUUGAACACGAAGCCGCGAUGAGUGCUUUCUUCCCCUUUUCUUUUUUCUUUUUUCUUUUUCCUUUUUUUUUUUUUUUGUUCUGUUUUCUUUUACUGUUUUAUGCAUCAUCACCGGUCAUAGGCGUAAGGUUCGGACGGUUUAGGCGGGUUUUAGGCAUUUUAUUUUACACUGCGAGAAAUUUUAAUUAACCACCGGGAAGUGAGUAAGAAUAUACAUUUAUACUUGUAUACAUACAUCCCAAAGAGAGUCAGCCGUGAAGAAGAUAGAGUAACCCGCGUACUGACUAAUAAAUGUGUAGAUACCUAUGAAUUGCCAACUUGAAAA